AGAUAUUACUAGUCAGUGAAACACAAUUAGAGUUUACAAGAAAACUACCAAACUGAAUACUUGAUUGACUUAUUAUGGUGAAGUCACUAUUUACAAUAGCAUUAAAUAAUAUUCCUUCGAGAAGAUCCUUAAUCGUGGAAUGGGCCAGACUCGAGUCUACAAAGGACUCGAUGAACAAUCAAGUUUUAAAAAUACUAAUUGACAAAAAAGGAGUGGAUAUUAAUGCAACUGAUCAAUAUGGUGAUAAUGCGCUAAUAUAUACCAUGCGUAAUAAUGCAACAAAAUGUGCGAAGUUGUUGCUUGAUCAUGGUGCUGAUGUAAAUGCUGUUAACAACAAUGGUAAGACUGCACUGAUGUAUGCAGCAUCAGUAAAUGAUUCAGUUGAAAGCGUCAAUCUGCUCAUUGCAUAUGGUGCUAAUAUCGAUGCUAGGGAUAAUGACGGGACGACAGCUUUAAUUCUCGCGAAAUCUGAAUGUAUGUGCAUCUUGGUUGACAAGGGAGCAAAUGUGAACACAGCAAAUAAAACAGGACUCACUGCACUCAUGCGGGCUACAAGAUUCAGCAUUACAGCACCCAUCGAAGCGUUAUUAGACCAUGGUGCUGACGUGAACGCUUGUAUCAAUCCUGGAAUGAACACCUUAUAUUACCCUGUAUGCCAAGAAAAUUCUGAUUCAGUACUGUUGCUUAGCCAUGGAAUGAACGCACUCUUCUUCGCUGUAUGCCAUGACAAACCCGACUUAGUACGUUUGCUUAUCAAGAAAGGUGCCGAUGUCAAUACUUCUGGUCCGUAUAAUGAAACGGUAUUGAUGCGUUCUGUAUGUAGUCUAGAUCCAGCUUGUCUCGUACUGUUGUUAGCAAAUGGUGCAGAUAUCAAUAGGGUUAACCACGAAGGGAAAAAUGCUAUGUCAAUUGCAUUUGAAUAUAGUACAUAUUUUGGAAUAGAAACAUACAGAGCCAUCUGCAUCCUUGCUUUGUAUGGAGCCCCAUUUGAUGCUAAACAGUUACUUUCUUUUAAGAAGCUCACGUGCAAGAGCAGAUAUUCAAAACUAGGGGUGAUAUUAGAAGACUUCAAACUACUGGACCUUCAGCAACAAGUGAGACUCCGUAUGUAUCAACACACCACACGCGUCUGCCGGGACACAUACUCUGAAACAAUUGAUGCUCUCAUUAAAGGAGGUAAACUCCCAGAGAGAUUUAGGUCGUUUAUGCUGUUUGAAGAUGACAUUAAAGAUAUAUCAAUUUUGAGUAGAGAAUGUUGAGAUAGCCGAUGAGACAAUUCAGGGGUAUGAACCACGCCCCGCCACAAGCCAUCAUACCAGGAGCAAAGCUCUGAUGAUAACACAUUCAUUUGUUUUUUAUAAGUAAAUUAUGUUCUUUAAUUUGUUAUUACUUUAUUCAUGGUUAUAUGUUAACUUUAUGAUAUAUUCACACAUAUUAGGCAAAAUAUAUCGAAUUCCAGCCAUUCAGAACAUACCUGUACAUGUUGUAUUUAAAAUGAUUCACGGGAAAAUUUACAAUAAUUGAUAUUUUUUGAAAUCCAUGAAUUUUGCUAUUCUACCACAUCCUGCGCC
Owenia fusiformis is the source of this 1571-nucleotide messenger RNA. NCBI's taxonomy places the organism in Eukaryota, Metazoa, Annelida, Polychaeta, Sabellida, Oweniidae. The record is from the annotation of a GenBank genome assembly.